Molecule: messenger RNA, 1110 nt
Organism: Thunnus maccoyii (southern bluefin tuna)
Lineage: Eukaryota; Metazoa; Chordata; Actinopteri; Scombriformes; Scombridae
Gene: bdkrb1
Product: bradykinin receptor B1
Exons: 1
Coding region: 1-1110 (369 amino acids)
Biological process (GO): immune response; neutrophil chemotaxis; G protein-coupled receptor signaling pathway
Cellular component (GO): membrane
Molecular function (GO): bradykinin receptor activity
Source: RefSeq, a predicted model, not a curated record
AUGGAGCCAGUGAACCUUGUAUCUGUGACGCCACUGUGGUUUGAAAACAGCAGUGCAUCCCUACCAUCCGGUCCAUCAGAGUCUCCAGUCUCUGCAGUAUGGGAGAUCGUCCACACCAUCAUUCCCCCGUACAUUUUUACCUUAUCCCUGUUAGGCCUUCUCUUUAACGGCUUUGUCCUGGGUGUGUUCCUCACUCAUAAGGAUCAACUAACUGUAGCAGAGAUCUACCUGAGCAACCUGGCACUGGCUGAUUUUAUUCUCCUGUGUGGCCUCCCUUUCUGGGCGAUGUACAUCCGCAAUGACUUUAACUGGGCAUAUGGAGAUGCCUUAUGUAAAUUGGUCAACUCCCUCAUCAUCAUCAAUUUUUACACCAGCAUAUACACCCUUGUCAUGAUUAGUGUUGACCGCUAUCUAGCACUGGUGAAGACCAUGAAGGCCAGGUGGCUGAGACGGACACUGUAUGCCAAGGUGAUCUGCUUCUUCCUGUGGCUAUUAGGGUUCCUACUGAGCAUGCCAGUCAUUAUUCACAGAAAGGUGAAGUUCUUUGAGGAGUAUAAUACAACAUCCUGUAUACUGGAUUAUAGUGAUGACAGCUCUUGGAAGUUGGCCCACCAAAUUCUGAAUAAUGUGAUGGGCUUUGUACUCCCUGUUCUGAUCAUUUUUUUCAGCAGUGGGACCAUAAUCAAAGCUUUAGCACGGAGGAGAGAGACUAUACCUUUUCAUGACAGUAACAACACCAAGGCCACAGUACUGGUAUAUGCUGUCACACUACUAUUCUUAUUGUGUUGGUGUCCCUACCAGGUCUUCACCUUCCUCGACACACUCUGUGACGUCCAUGUGCUGGAUGAGAGGCUGUGGGCUCACACUCUAGACAUAGGAGGCCAGUUUUCAGCGUAUCUGGCCUUUCUCAACAGUGCCCUCAACCCUUUGCUGUAUGUCUUCUCCGGGCAAUAUUUCAGAAGGAAGGUUAGCGCCAUCUACAGGCGGACUAGAUAUCAUCACAGGGGAUCAGAUAUGACCACAUAUCAGCGCUCUGUUGUGUCCACUUACAUCCACAGACCGGAGCAAAUUAAGACUGUGGUCAUUUUUAAUGCAAAUGAUCAGAUGUAA